Perca flavescens (yellow perch) is the source of this 2091-nucleotide messenger RNA. Its product is annotated as vascular cell adhesion protein 1. Lineage: Eukaryota; Metazoa; Chordata; Actinopteri; Perciformes; Percidae. Gene Ontology annotation, molecular function: integrin binding. Bases 209 to 1309 code for a protein of 366 amino acids. Gene Ontology annotation, biological process: cell adhesion. The record is from RefSeq and is a predicted model, not a curated record. The transcript is spliced from 5 exons.
ACUCCACUGGAAGGUCUACCGGAAUUUCCCCAAAAUGCUUCGGAAAUCCUCCCCGAUAGUUUCGGUUUUCACUUGUCCUUUUCAAUGACGUGACGCUCUCUCUUUGGGGGAAAAUAAUAAGGGAGUGGACUUUUACUUUCAAUAUCAUUCGCACUCUUUUGACUUUGGGCUCAGCCGUCUGCUUACAAGACCCAGGCUACUAAAAAUAAUGUUUUUCUCCGACAUAUUUUUGGUUGUUUCUUUGAUGACCUUUCUGCGGGACUUCCAUGUGUCCAGCUGUGAUCCCAACUGUACAGAUAAACCUGAGUUCACUCCAACCAGUCUGGUAGUGAAGUAUGGUGACCCAACCUUUGCCAGCUGCUCUCUAUGUCAGCAUGCUUGCCUCGACAACAAAACCAUUUCUAAUGUGGAGAGCCCUGUUGGAGACUCAGCAAAAAACGGAACCACAAUUUUAUGGACGGUUGACAGACUGACUGAAUGGCACAUGUCUCCCAUUUGCUAUUAUAGCAAUGGUAAUGGUUACCAGUGUUGUAGCACCCUGAAUGUAACUGUGUACCAGCCUCCAGACAGAGUGUCCAUCAGCUUUGUUAAUCACACUGGGCCGAUGUUUGAGGGUCAUCAGUACACUCUGCAGUGUACAGUACAGCACGUUGCUCCUGUUGAAAACCUCGUUGUGACUUUCUACAGAGGACAGACAGCGCUGGGUCAACCUCAGUCCAACAACAACAUAGAGAAGAAACCAGUGAAUGAGAGCUUCUCUUUAAACAUCACACCCAGUAAAGAAGAUGAUGGAGGCCAGUUCUGGUGUGAAGCAAAGCUAGAACUGGGACCUGAUGGACCACAGCUCCCUCCAGUGGUGACGUCAGAAAACAUCACUGCCACUGUGUACUAUAAGCCUCAACUAAAGUCAUCACAUUCAAAUAUCACCGUUGCAGAAGGAAACUCUCUACAACUGAACUGCUCGGCUGUGGGAAACCCCAGCCCCAUGUACACGUGGACAUCAGAUAUCCGUUCCUACUCCAGUGGCAGCGUUCUCACUAUCGACUCUGUAACGUCUGAGGAUAAAGGGCUGUACACCUGUUCUGUCAGCAACCGUGUGGGGACUGUCACUGUGACAUUUAAUGUUGAUGUCAAAGUAAGCUACAUGGGACUCAUUAUAGGUGUGAUUGCAGCAGUUGCUGUUCUGGUUGUCAUCUCUGUAAUAAUUGGAUACUUAUUUUUCUACAAAUCCAAUCGGAUGGGACAAUACAACUUGAAGGACGUUUUCCGCUUGCACACAAAACACUCUGCCGUGCCCUCUGUGGAGUAAGCCUGCGGUACGGCAUGAAAUGUGUAUGGGCUGGUUGGAUUUAGCUCUCCCUCAUUUCCUGUCAUGUCUCUACUGAAGCUGUCUAAUGACAUAAAAUGCCACUAAUCAUAAAAAAAGGAGUCUCUGUCUUGUAAAGCACCUUGUUACACUUAUUACACUGCUUCUCCAUGUUUAUUUCUCACUCUGAAAACAUGACCCAAUGACUGAAAAUGUCUGGGUGGGUCAUAAAGAGGCAGAAGAUGUAAAAACAAAACAAAACAAUAAACAGUUUGCUAAGGGAAAUGGGAAACUAGAUUCAUGUCAACAAGUCAAUAUUAUGUGGUGCUUAUUCGGCCAAUUUUGGCUUAAACAUCCAGUGUGGUUGUUUUAUUGUUUCUCUCUGUUGUAUUUCAGUUGUGUUACUGCAAAGAACUUCAGAUGUGUUGUGUAUAUAUAAAGCUUAAGAGUAGUAUGUGAAAUUGCUCACAUUGACCUUCACAGUUGUGUGUUAACCCACUGAAAAUGUGUGCCUGACUUCAUUUCAACCCAUAGACAGAGCAACAGUUUCCUGUUUCCAGUUUCCGUGUGAAUGUGCAUGUAUUUGUUUUGUACAUUUGUGUGUAUUUAUGUGUGUGUGUGUGUGUGUGUGUGCUGUAUUGAUGUUAGUGACACUGAAAAAGAGGAAUGUAUACAAGCAACUGUAUAAUAAUGAACUGCUCACUGGAACUUUAAUAAGGAAAUGUAAGGUUUUAUCACGUUUAUUAUUUUGUUUUUUAAAUAAAUGACACUUUGUUCAUGCUCAA